Cetraspora pellucida is the source of this 1470-nucleotide messenger RNA. The record is from the annotation of a GenBank genome assembly. Lineage: Eukaryota; Fungi; Glomeromycota; Glomeromycetes; Diversisporales; Gigasporaceae.
AUGUGGGACAUUCUUUCACCUCUCCUUAAAGAAAUUCAUGGAGAACUUACUGAUGAAUUAAAAUAUCAAAAACUUAAACAUGAAGUUAAAGAUUGUCGUGAACUUAUUGAAAGGUUGGCAGCAAAAGCUAAACUUAACCCUUUAAGUGUGGAAUUUUCCCAACAUCUUGACAAACAUGAUAAAUUAAGUUAUUUGAGAGAUGAAUUUAAUAUUCCAAAAUCGCGUGAUGUUAUUCCAAAUGAUGUUGUGGCAUUGAAACCUAAUGAAUCUAGUAUAUAUUUUUGUGGUAACUCUCUUGGGCUAAUGCCAAAGCGUGUAAAACAUUUGGUGAAUCAAGAACUUGAUGUGUGGGCUGCAUCUGGUGUAAAUGGUCAUUUCACACAUCCGUACAAUCGUCCAUGGUUAUCUAUUGAAGAUACCGUAGUAGAAAAAACUGCAGAGAUUGUUGGUGCAAAGCCUAUCGAAAUAGCCAUAAUGAACACACUUACUUCAAAUCUUCAUCUACUUAUGGCUUCGUUUUAUACUCCAACAAAACAUAGAAACAAGGUUCUGAUGGAAGCUAAAGCUUUUCCAUCGAAUCAGUAUGCAGUUGAGUCCCAAAUUAAAUUUCACGGUUAUGAUCCUGCCACAACAUUGAUUACGGUUAACUCACCUCCCGGUGAAUACACGAUCAAUUUGGAUGAUAUCUUGAAUACGAUUGAAAGGGAGGGUUCUUCGAUCUCUUUGAUUCUUUUCAGUGGUGUUCAUUACUAUUCUGGGCAGUUCUUUAAAUUAAAAAAGAUAACUGCUGCUGCUCAGAAGAAGGGAUGUGUUGUUGGAUUCGAUUUGUGUCAUGCGGUGGGUAAUGUAGUUCUCAAACUUCAUAAAUGGAAUGUUGACUUUGCAGCGUGGUGUUCAUAUAAAUAUUUGAAUUCCGGUCCUGGUGGUAUUGCUGGUAUUUUCAUUCAUGAGAAACAUGCACAUGAUUUUAAUCGACCUAGAUUUGCAGGAUGGUGGGGUUCCGAUAGGAGGUCGAGAUUCCAGAUGGAUAAACCAUUUAACCCCAUCCCUGGUGCUGGAGGUUUCCAAGUAUCCAAUCCCUCAGUAUUGAAUACAGUUUCACUUCUUGGGAGUCUCGAUGUGUUCUCAAAAACCAGCAUGGUCCAACUUCGAUCAAAAUCAAUUCUCCUAACUGGUUAUUUAGAUUACCUUUUGGACAAGCAACUUAAUGGUUUAGGAUAUAAACUUAUCACUCCACGUGAUCCUCAUCAACGCGGUUGUCAAAUUUCUCUCGUAUAUGAUGAAGAUAAAUUAGAUAAAGUGAUUAAAGGAUUGAUGAAACAUGGUGCAGUUGUUGACGAAAGAAGUCCUGAUUGUAUCAGAAUUGCGCCUAAUCCUAUGUACAAUAGUUUUUCUGAAGUAUUUAGAUUUGUCAAGGCUUUAAAAUCUAUUAUGGAGGAAUUGGGAUUUAAAUUUGAGGCCAAAAAGUAA